This is a messenger RNA of Effrenium voratum, 2457 nucleotides long. The record is from the annotation of a GenBank genome assembly. NCBI's taxonomy places the organism in Eukaryota, Dinophyceae, Suessiales, Symbiodiniaceae.
AUGGUACGACUGUCAGUGCAUGGCUUGGAUGCGCAGGAGCUUUGCAAGGUGGAGUGCGAGAAGGGAGUUCUGGGGCGUCAGUUAAAGGAAGCCAUCGAGGAAGCUACUGCCUGGCAGGAGUUGGUUUGCACGCAAAGUCUGGCCAUUGGCGGCCAACUGAUUGCGGAUCACGAGCCGCUCUCGGAUGUUGCAGAUGGCGCUUCAAUUACUCUGACCCGGCGCCCCUUGCCGGAGAAAGUCCUCCAAGCGGUCCCCGGAGAGCAGCGGAAGUCGCUGGCGUUGGCCCUGCGGCACUUUGAAACCAGCGCUGUGCUGGUCCAAGUGCCGAUGCAUGGCUACGCUUUUGGUAUCCCAUGCCAGGAGGACAAGGCCAAAGCGCUCUACAAAGACAUGGCGCAGGGGGUUGAGGAGGACGAGGUCCAGUUCUUAGCCCUGGACGCUUCGAGCUGGCAGAGUGUCCUGCCAUGGGAUGAGAUGGGUGUUCCAUUUCAAGAGAUCUUGGCGGUGUUGUCCUUGCAGUCCGAUUGCAUGUUGAUUGGUGACGGUCUCAGCGAGGCCUCUGGCUGCGUUCUUUUGCUGGAUGGCUCCUUGGUGGCCUUUGCCGCUUUUUUGGAUGAGGCAGACCGCAGAGUGAACUACAGCUCCUCCUGCGUCUGUGCCCGGGACUCGGCGAAGACCUGCGAAGAGCUUUGGAAGAAAUAUCCGGGCUUCAUGAAGAGCCUGGCCAGCCCUCUGGGCGACACCUGGAAGUCGCACCGGACGGAGAAGGCCACAGAGCCUAUGCCACCGCUGAGGGUGUCGGUGAUGGACAGCGGCUGGGGUGUGGACUUUGAGGCGCGCGGCUUGCGCCGAUUCCGUCCCUCCAGGGCAGGGCUUCCGAACCUGCCAGCGGCAGCAUACACACCAGAGAUGCCAAAGUGGCUGCAGGAAGCCUUGCAGGAGAUCAGGCCAAGCUGUGACGCCUUCAACUGGGCCUGUCAUGAGGUGGAACAGAUUUGCGGGCCUGAGCAUAUGAAAGGUCGAGGCAGAGGCAAAGGCUAUAGCCCGGGUCCUUGCCGCCGCACCUUUGCCGAAGCCUGUGCCAUGCUGCGAGAGAAGCUGCAGUCAACGCAGCGUUUGGAGCCCGUUUUGACCGCGUUGGCAGCUGCAGAGCCACCGGACAGCACCUCCUAUAGCCUUUCUGAUCUCCGAAUGAAGCACAUUGCCAGCCUGCCAACCGACACUGAUGGACGCAAGUGCCCGAAGCAGCAUGAAGCGGCUGCUGUGCAGAUCCAGCGCUCCGAGUUGUGGAAGGGAGGCCCUGUCCGGCCAGCGGCUUCUUCAGCGCGUGCGCCUGGCACAGAAGGAGCUGAGCUCCUGCAGCGGUUCCUGGUGGCUGACACGCCAAAGGCGGUAGGCUUGCCGGCCAGCAGCUCGGCGUGCGUGAAGACGUGCGCCCACGCCCCUGGAUGCCCGGAGCUCCACGGGCUGCAGAUGGCUGCAGCUUUCCGUGGAGGCCAGAACUUGGCUUGGCUCAGCGCGCUGCGCGCAAGUUCAUGUGGGCCCCUGGACUCGGAGCCGGAGCCGGAGCUGAAGCUGCGGAAGGCGAUGGCAGGGCCCUGCAUGGAGGACUUUGAGCUGCAACAGCGCAUUGCAGCGCCAAAGCUCAAGCCGAGCGCGUCAAGCCUCUCAGAGGGCACCGUGGUCGGGGAGCAGCGCAGCUUCCGUUCCGGCACCAUCAUUUCCGAGGGGGACGGGCUUGUCAUGGAGAAGACGUUGACAUCCGGCAGCUUCACCAGCUUCAGAGGCAGCUCGGAGGUGAGCGACGACGAACUGCCCGAGUUGAGCCCGGAGCUUGCCCACUUGCCCGAGGCUCUGCUGAGCCUGCCGGGAGUGGUCGAAGAGCUGGAGAUGGUGGUGGAGGAGAAGCGUGGUGAGGCUCGGCGGAAAGCUGUAGAGGAGGAGUGCCGGAAGUACCUCAGGUGGGAGGCGCACGAGAAGCCGCUGAACCAGCUGGGUGACGCGGACAUCCAUCCCAACUUCCUGAACGGCAACCUCAACCGCUACGCGGUGAUGGCGAACCACGCGCUUCAGCAGAAGGAUGCAGCCCUGUCUCCGCUCAUCGACCCGCUGCCACCCACGAGCUCGCCCUCGGUCUUGGGCGACCGACCCGGCACUUCCCGGCCCGGCACACGGGGGUCCCCUGUCUCGGCGUCCCGGCCCGCGUCGGCGUCCCGGGCGUCGCUCUCCCGCCCAGCCUCAGCCCUGAAACCCGCCGCCUCGCGCCCGGGCUCCGCGGCGCGCCCGGCCUCGGCCUCCGCGGCGCGGGCGGCCUCGGGGAAGCCCAGCCGGCAAGGCACGGUGCAGGCCUGGGUCCGCCCGGAGAGUGCCAAGAAGACCGCCAAGCGCCCAGGGAGCGCACGGCCGCCGCGAACCCCGCUGAACGCGCCCGCCCGGAUAGAGGUGGCGAAUUUCUGA